AUGUCAUUAGAACAAGCCAUUGGACAAGCUGAACAAUUGAUUGAUCAAGGUCAACAUAACCAAGCAGUUGGUGUUUUAAGUCAAGCUUUAGGUUCAGGAUCAUCUCCAAGAGCGUUAAUUACUCGUGCAGUUGCUCAUAUCGGUAAUAAUGAUCAUGAAAGAGCUGUUGAAGAUUUGAAAGAAGCUUCAAAUCAAAACCCAUCACCUCAAGAAAGUUCCAAGAUUGAUGAAUUAAUUGAAUACAUUUCACAUCAUGUUGUUAAUAACUUGGAUUCAACAAAUUCAAGAGAUUUAGGUGAUUCAAAUUCAAGAGAUAUUUCAGGUACUUUAUUAAAUGGAUUAUUAAGUGGUGGUUCUUCAGGUGGAUCAAGUCAAUUUGGUAAAUUAGCACUUCUAGCCUCUGUUAUGGGUGGCUCUAAAACAGGUUCUGGUGGGUUCAGUGCUUCAUCAUUAGCAGGCUUAUUAGGUGGUAGUAGUGGUGGUGGUUCAUCAGGUGGAUUGAGUUCUUUAAUUUCACAAUUUGGUAGUGGUGGUAGACCUCAACAACAACAACAAAGUUCUGGUGGGUUAGGUAGGUUAUUAUCUGGUUUAGCUGGUGGUUCAAGUGGUGGUAGACCAAAUCAAGGUGGUAACGGUGCCGGUGAUUACUAUGGAGGUUCAGGUAACUCUCAAAGUGGUGGAUCAGGAUUAGGUGGUUUAUUAGGCUCUCUUGCUGGUGGUUCAAGUGGUGGUCAACAUGGUAGUCAAGGUGGUUAUGGAGGCCAACAAGGUAGUUACGGUGGUGGCUACGGUGGUGGUUCUUCAGGUGGUUCAGGCCUUGGCGGCUUACUAGGUUCACUUGCUGGUGGUUCAAGUGGUGGUCAACAUGGUAAUCAAGGUGGUUAUGGUGGUCAACAAGGUGGUUAUGGUGGAUCAUCAUCUGGUGGAUCUGGAUUAGGUGGAUUAGGUGGUAUUAUAAACCAAUUUGCUGGUGGAUCUCAAGGUGGUAACCAUGGUGGUAACCAAGGUGGUCAAGGUGGUUAUGGAGGCCAAGGUGGUUAUGGUAAUAAUCAAGGUGGUUAUGGUGGUAGAUAUUAA
Molecule: messenger RNA, 1077 nt
Organism: Hansenula ciferrii
Lineage: Eukaryota; Fungi; Ascomycota; Saccharomycetes; Phaffomycetales; Wickerhamomycetaceae
Gene: RNQ1
Product: prion domain-containing protein RNQ1
Exons: 1
Coding region: 1-1077 (358 amino acids)
Molecular function (GO): protein binding
Source: RefSeq, a predicted model, not a curated record